AUGAAGCUCCCGGCGACAUUCUACGCGGUCCUCAUCGCAUCCGGCAUCGUCCACGUCCUCGCAGACGCUGCCCCUCCCCCCUACGCAGACUGGGGACAGUCAGACCUCAAGCGUUACCUCCAGGACCACCACAUCCCGAACCCAGGCAACCUCAACACGGAACAGCUCCGCGAACUCGCAGCACGUCACUACGACCAGCAGGCCUCCAACGUCAAGCGCGGCGCACAGCACGUCUUGCAGGACGCACGCGACGGCGCGUACGACACCUGGAGUGACUCGCAGUUGCGCCAGUUCCUCCUCGACAAGGGCGUCAUCUCGCCCUCUUUCAAGCGCGAGGAACUCGUCCAGCUCGCGAGGGAGUACGGACUCGAGGCGAGCAAGACGGCCGAGUCGGCGUGGGCUCGCACCACCGACGCCGCAGCCGACGCCGCGCACGCCGUCGCCGAGAACACCUCGGCCGCAUUCUACGCCGUCGUCGACGGGCCCGCCCAGGCUUACGACUACGUCGCGGGCAAGCUCGAAGACACCCGCGACUAUGUCUACUCGACCUGGACCGACUCGGACUUGCACUCGUGGGCGGUCAGCAAAGGGCUCGUCAAGCCCGAGGAGAAGAAGCGCCGCGACGAGCUCCUCGACCUCGUUCGCAAGCCCUACAGCGAUGCGACGAGUCACGUCUACGAGGCCUGGUCCGACAGCUACCUCCGCAACUGGCUUCAGCGCCACGGCGUCGUCAAGAGCAAGACGGCCAACACGCGUGACGAGUUGCUCGACCUGAUGAGCAAGAACUACUACGGCGCGCGCGACACCACGUACGAGUACUGGUCCGACUCUGCCGUCCGUCGCUGGCUCGAAUCCCGUGGUCUGGUCAAGCCCAACGAGACCAAGACCGCCUCCGAACUCCGCAACUUGAUCGCGAGCAACUACUGGAAGCUCAGGGACCAGGCUUACUCGGCUUGGGACGAGAGCAUGUUGCGUGCGUAUUUGGACAAGAACAAGGUCCAGUAUGAGAAGGACGCCAUGAGGAAUGAUCUUGUCAGGUUGGUCAAGGAGUACUACUACGACGCCUCGUCCUACAUCUGGUCCACCUGGUCCGACGCCGAACUUCUCGCCUGGGCGACCAAGGAGAAACUCGUCAACGCCGUCACGGGCAAGUCGCUCCGUCGCCACGACCUUGAGAAACUCGCGAGCGACAACUAUGGCAAGACGAGGGAUGCGAUUGCGGGGAGUUGGGACGAGAAGAGUAUGAGGGGCUGGUUGGUUAAGCAUGGGGUGUUGAAGAGCGAUGCGCAGAAGAAGAAGGAGGAGAUCGAGGCCGAGUUCAACAAGCACUACACCAAGGUCGCCAACAAGUCGACCGAGUACGUCUCGUGGUCGGACGCUCGCAUCCGCGGCUGGCUUCGCGACCACGGCGUCCCCGUCCCUAUGCGCACCUCCCGCCAAGAGCUCCUCCAGAGGAUGCACGAUAACUACGUCUCGACGCAAUCGGGCGGCCUUCACAUCAUCGACCAGAUCAAGGGCCAACUCGGAAACGCCGCCGACCUCCUCCGCAACAUUGUCGGAUCAGCUUCGGGCGUUGUCGGCGGUGCGGCCGAGGAAGCUCGUCUCAAGGCCAAGUAUGGCGAGCAGCAGGCUUCGAGCUUGUAUGGCGAUUCGAGCAAGACGGCAGAGGGAUACGCCUCGCAGGCUUCGAGGAGCGGCGAGUCCCUCGCCUCCCACGCCUCGCGCUCGGCUGUCUCGGCGACCGACCGCGCCAAGGCUAGCGUCUCCUCCGGCGUCCUCGAGGCGUCUGCCUCGGCCCGCUCCGUCUGGGACCAAGGCUUGUCGUCCGCCUCGUCCCUCUACUCGGUCGCCCUCCACUCGGCCUCAUCCGCCUCGAGCGUCGCCUCCGCCGAAGCAGUCAAGAGUGCCCGUGCGGCCGGUGCCGUUCCGACCGCCAUCUACGCCUCGGCCACCAGCGCAGGAAACGUCGCCGCCUCGAGUGCGUCUUCCGCCGCCGCUCAAGCCUCGGCGAGCCUCUUGAGCGCCUCGGCUGCAGCGAGCAAGAGCGCCGCAUCGUACGCAUCGCACGCCGAGCGCUCACUCAGUUCGCUUUACGUCGAGGCGACCAAGUCGGCCUCGUCGGCUUCGUACCACGCCAGCAAGUCGAUCGAGUCGGAGCUCUCGCGCCAGGGAGUCGCGCCGUCGCAGAUCUCGCGCUCGGCUUCCUCGGCAGGCGACGUCGCGUACGCUUCGGCUACCUCGGCAGCGGACAAGGCGCACAAGUCGUACACUUCGUUCACGGACCAGGCGAGCAAGAGCGCUUCGUCCGCGAGUGUCGUCGCCAGCCACUCGCUCGAGUCGGCCUUCCACCAGGCUAGCAAGAGCGUUUCGUCCGCCUCGUCCGUGGCCUCGAAGAGCGUCUCGAGCCAGAUGAAGGCCGCCGGGUACGACCCGAGCGUCAUCUCCAAGUCGGCCUCGUCCGCUGGAUCCGUCGCCGAGAAGAGCGCCUCCCGCCUCUCGGCCUCGGCUUCGUCGGCCUACCACGUCUACCUUACCUCGGCUUCCGCCUCCGCCUCGUCGCUCUCCAAGUCGCUCUCGUCCGCGUACUCGUCCGCCUCUGCCUCGGCUCGCAAGGGCGCCUCGCAUGUCUCGUCCUCGGCCUACGCGAGCGCGACCUCUGCCGGACUCGACAAGAAGCACGCCUCGUCCACCGCCAGCGUCGUCAGCAAGCUGGCCGAGCACUCGGCUUCCGAGGUCAGUCGUAGCCUCAGCAGCAAGCUCUCCGAGGCGAGCAAGAGCGCCUCGAGCCUCGUCCACAAGGAGCUCUAA
This is a messenger RNA of Rhodotorula toruloides NP11, 2808 nucleotides long. RefSeq lists its product as uncharacterized. NCBI's taxonomy places the organism in Eukaryota, Fungi, Basidiomycota, Microbotryomycetes, Sporidiobolales, Sporidiobolaceae. The record is from RefSeq and is a predicted model, not a curated record. The coding region runs from base 1 to 2808 and encodes 935 amino acids. The transcript is spliced from 7 exons.